AUGACGACGAACACGAGAGUGAUGAGGAGUACUCACCGGCGCAGAUCUGAUACUUCUCGCGCGGUAAAAAAACUGUUUUUACUCAAAGUGUUUGCCGUCGCGUACGCAUUCGUCCUCUGUCUCGGGUGUUUUUCCACUAACACCGAUGAUGCGAAUGGAUUAAUGCGCGAAAGAAGAAGGCGCAUCAUCGUCGGCGAGGGCGAAGGCUUUUUCUUCGUUUCCGCCAACCCCGGGGGAAAAGAAGACGAAGACAAGCUUCUUCGGUUGGAACGUGAACUGGAAAAAGCAAAGUCUGACCUCUCGUACGCGAGGAAAGAGAAACGUGCCGUCGAGGAAAAAUUAAACGUCGAUUUGAACGAAAUGAGACGGACGAAACGAGAGGUGGAGUUGGAAUUGCAAAAAUCGAAAUCAGCCAUCGAGGAGGCGAAAGUGAACUUGGAAAAGACAAAAGAAGAGAAAGAAAAGUUCGAGAGAAGUUUUUUACGAGAAACGAACGAAGAGUUUAUCGCUCAGAAAAGUUCGUCGAACGAUUUGAAGACGGAGUUUGCGCAUUUUUGGGAGGCGUUGAAGACGUUCGCGGAAGCGGCGACGAGCGACGGGAAGGCGAAAGCGAAGGAAGGUUUGGAGGGUUUGAAAGCGCACUCGAAAGUUUUCGCGGAAUAUUUGAAAGAGAAGACGAGUGGGUUGGCAGUCGUCGCGAAGGCGAAAGGGUCGGAAUAUUACGCGUUCGCGAAGGUGAAGUCGUUGGAAAUCGGGCAGUUGGCGAGUAAGAAGGCGAUGGAGUUUGAUUUGCCGAAGAAAUACGAAACGGCGAAAGUGAAGGCGAAGAAGGAGGUGAUGCCGAAAAUUAAAAGCGCGUACGGUGAAGUCACGAAGCAAGUGAAAUCUGGGGUGAAGAAAGUUCAACCGCAACUGACAAAGGCGAAGAAGUUUGUCCAGGAGAAGACGCCGAAGGAAGCGAAGGAGUACGCGACGCGCGCUUUCUUGUUUUUAAGAGCGGCGAGAGAGGAGUUGGUGAAAGUUUUGGCGGCGAAAUUAUUGAUGGUGUACCAAAACGUGGAUUUUUUUGCGCCGUACGCGACGAAAUCGAACGCGAUGUUUUCCUCGUACGUUUUGGUCCAAACGUUGAUGUAUUACUUGGCGUACCGAACGGUGUCGCGAGUGCUUUUCGGACGCAAAAAAGCGAAAGGGGACAACAACAACAAAAACGUCACUAAGAAAGCGGCGAAAGCGGUGCCGAAAGAGGUGAAAGGUAGAUCGGUUGAGUUUUCGCCCCCGAAAACGAGAGCGACGCGAAUCGCCGCACCGUUCGCGGCGAAGCGAACGACAGCCUAA
This is a messenger RNA of Bathycoccus prasinos, 1335 nucleotides long. RefSeq lists its product with no specific name. Bases 1 to 1335 code for a protein of 444 amino acids. The record is from RefSeq and is a predicted model, not a curated record. NCBI's taxonomy places the organism in Eukaryota, Viridiplantae, Chlorophyta, Mamiellophyceae, Mamiellales, Bathycoccaceae. The transcript has a single exon.